AUGAUUGUUCCGGUGGGUGACGAACCAAUUCACGUGUUGGAUUUGCCCCAGAUUUACCAAAAGCCUUCUGGGACCGAUCUUCUCAAGACUCUUGCAUUGCUCACACUGCAACCGCGGACUUUCGGAACCAGUGCAGAGGCUGUCAAGGGACCCUCAGUCCAGCCUGCGGGAGUGACAAGAUAUCUCACACAGAUUGUCUCUAGCUCACUGUCAUGGCUGGAGACCGAUGAGUUGCGCGAGGCCGUGUGGGAUGCAGCCGGAGCUCGCCUGAGUGAGCGGUCUGGUCGUGCAGUUGAUCGAUCUCUGAUUGACAAUCUCCUGAAUUUGCCCACAGCUAUGCCAGCCAUGUCGCGCAUUUUCAGUAUCCCGACUGCAACCGGCGAGGAUUUGACACUCACUUUACACGAACCAUCGCUCACGGAGGACAAUCUCGGCAUGAAAACAUGGGUCUCUUCCUAUCUGCUCUCUCGUCGACUCCACAGCCUUUACACCACCCCCCCAUCAUUGGUGUCCUCUGAGCUUGCAGAGCCAUCGAGCAAGACACGUACCAAGGCUCUGGAAUUGGGUUCUGGAACGGGACUGGUGGGCUUGUCUUUUGCUGCACUGAUGGGCGAGUCAGCUGUGGUGCACCUAACCGAUCUCCCUGAAAUUGUGCCGAAUCUGGCUCACAAUGUCGCUUUGAAUGUUGAGCUUCUCAGUUCAGCCAAGGCCGACGUGACGACCGGAUUGCUUGACUGGUCCGUGAAGCCCGACCCCCUUCCCGCCGCCGACGAGCGUUACGAUGUCAUCCUCGCAGCCGAUCCGUUGUACUCUCCCAAGCACCCGAAAUGGCUUGUAGAUACGAUCGAAUCAUGGUUGAGCAAGCGGCUCGAGGCCCGCGUUGUGGCCGAAAUGCCUCUGCGCGAUGCCUACCUUCCACAGGUGCAAGAGUUCCGCCAGCGAAUGACCGACAUGGGUCUGACAGUCGUGGAUGAGGGCGAGGAGGUUGGAUAUGAUGAUUGGGAAAGCUCCGAGGGCGAUGCACUUGCAGUCAAGUGUUGGUGGUCGGUCUGGGGCUGGAGCGAGCGAGUUUGA
Messenger RNA from Penicillium diatomitis, 1074 nucleotides. RefSeq names its product S-adenosylmethionine-dependent methyltransferase. NCBI's taxonomy places the organism in Eukaryota, Fungi, Ascomycota, Eurotiomycetes, Eurotiales, Aspergillaceae. The coding region runs from base 1 to 1074 and encodes 357 amino acids. The transcript is spliced from 3 exons. The record is from RefSeq and is a predicted model, not a curated record.